This is a messenger RNA of Coccinella septempunctata (seven-spotted ladybird), 3465 nucleotides long. It is a transcript of the gene stmA, whose product is annotated as protein EFR3 homolog cmp44E. NCBI's taxonomy places the organism in Eukaryota, Metazoa, Arthropoda, Insecta, Coleoptera, Coccinellidae. The record is from RefSeq and is a predicted model, not a curated record. Bases 319 to 2835 code for a protein of 838 amino acids. Gene Ontology annotation, cellular component: plasma membrane. Gene Ontology annotation, biological process: protein localization to plasma membrane. The transcript is spliced from 12 exons.
AGAACGUCUAUCCCAAUUUUGAAAAUGAAAAUGUUCCAUUUUCCUUUUCGAAAAAUAUCCUCACCCCCUCCAACCUGGAAGAAGCUCCGCAAACAUUAAGGUUAAUUGAAUUAAGUGUAAUCAAUAAGAACAUCCCAAGUCUAACGUUUGAAUGAAAUGAAAACUUGAUGCCACUCAUGUGAUAAUACGGACGGAACAAUGGUAAAUGAUUUGAAAACUCAUGGUAGCAAAGUUCAACAAGUGUACAUGUAAUUACGCGAAAAAUGGAAAUACGUAACAAAUGAUCUAAGAAAUGUGAAAAAUUAAAUUAUAACAAUCAUGUCACUGCUCUCCAGCUGCUUCAAUUGUGGUGAGGUGAGGGAUGUUGCUGACAGUUUCAUUCAAAAGUGUUCGGAUGCUGGAUGUUGCUGCGGUUGCUGCAGUGCUUUCCGGCCAAGGUAUAAACGUUUGGUGGACAACAUCUUUCCAGUGUAUCCCCAAGAUGGAUUGGUUAAAUCGAAUAUGGAAAAACUUACAUUUUAUUCCCUCAGUUCUCCAGAGAAACUGGACAGAAUUGGGGAAUAUAUGUAUCAAAAGGCGGCUAGAGAUAUUUAUAGAAAAAAAUAUGGUUUUGUCGUCAUCGCCAUGGAAGCUAUGGAUCAACUGCUUAUGGCCUGCCACGCACCGACACUCAAUUUGUUCGUUGAGAGCUUUCUGAAAAUGAUACAAAAAUUACUCGAAUCUACAGAACCGGAAUUACAGAUUUUGGCGACGCAGUCGUUUGUGAAAUUCGCGAAUAUCGAAGAAGACACCCCUUCUUAUCAUAGACGUUAUGAUUUUUUCGUCAGUAAGUUUUCAGCGAUGUGUCACAGCGGCGAAGAGGGGGAAAAGAAGAAUAAAAUACGGGUAGCUGGUAUCAAGGGUUUGCAAGCGGUAGUUAGGAAAACGGUAUCAGACGAACUGGUAGAAAAUAUUUGGGAACCCAUACACAUGGAUAAAAUAGUACCUAGUUUAUUAUUCAAUAUGCAGGUAAUCUUCAGUAUAAGGAAGAAAUAUUCGGAAGUUAAUUUUUAUCGAUAUUUUCAGGAAUCCGGUUUUCAUUCGAAUGAAACGCCUAAUGAAAAUCCUACAGAGGAUGAGGAUGAUCCGCCAAUGUUGGCUGAAACUUGUAUGAGGGAGCUUGUGGGUAGGGCAUCUUUUGGUCAUAUAAGGACAGUAUUGAAACCGGUUUUGAGGCAUUUCGAUUUGCAUGAGCUCUGGGUGCCCAACCAAUUCGCCAUUCACACAUUCAGGAUUAUAAUGUUUUCAAUACAAGCUCAAUAUUCCUACACUGUUGUUGAAUCUCUGAUGGCACAUUUGGACGAAAACUGCAAAUCUAGCGCCUCAAUAAGAACAAGCAUAGCUGCAGUAUUAUCUAAAAUCAUAGCUAUUGCGGCUGGUGAAAGUGUUGGUCCAACCGUACUAGAAAUAAUCAACUCGCUAUUGAGCCAUUUAAGAGAUUCAGUCAGGAACUGUGUAUCACAGUCUGAGGAGAAACAGUAUCAAGAAGCCCUCAUUAAUGCUCUGGGAGAAUUCGCUAACCAUCUUCCAGAUUAUCAAAAAAUCGAGAUUAUGAUGUUCAUUAUGAGUAAAAUACCAUUUCCGCUUGUUGAUAACCAAACACCUGCUGACAACUUGUUACAAAGCAUCCUACUGAAAAGUUUACUCAAGGUUGGAACCAAAUAUCAAACAAUUCAUCUGAAUACAACAUUCCCUGUAUCAUUCCUAGAACCUUUACUUAGAAUGUCACUAGCUCCUGACUCAGAUAUGAGAUUAUUAGUGCAGAAAAUACUUCACACUUUGAUUGAUAGGCAUCACAACUUGGAUAAACUCUCAAAACCAACCGUAGAAAUAGCAGACCUUGAAUUAGUGAUUGAAAAAUCUUCAAGACCAGAUUUAAUUUUCAUCAACAAACAUGGACCAAUAAUAUAUGAUGCACUCUACACUAGUUUGCAGAUGGAUACAAAUACUCCUGAGAAUAUAGAAGCGAUAUAUACCACGCUAGCAUUAUUGUGUGUAGAACUUUCCAGUGGUGAGACUGUUAUUGACUUGUUGCAACUUGUUUUGGGAAUUCAAAACUUAGCCCUCACAAACAACUCUCUAACUACUGCUCAGAAGUUCAACUUGCAUGCACUUGUUGUAUGUCUUUUGGUGCUGAUUUCAAAUGUUGCAAACCUUAAAUCCUUAGAGGAAUAUGCUAGUCAAAUCAUAGAAGCUAGAAGGCAGGAAGCGCCACAUUUGUUACCUGAAUUUAUGGUGCAUUAUCCUAGUAAUAGCGAAGGUGCUGGAAAGGUGCCGCACUUACUCAUAGAUCAGAUGGCAGUUUGCGAGUAUGUUAAGAGUCAUGGAAUAGAUGCCUCUCGACUUCUUCAAACUUCACCAUAUGGAGCUGGUGGACCUGGAAUUGUAGCCGCUGGCGCUCAUAGAAAUAGUUGGAUUGAUACAGCUAGAGGUAGCAUCACAGAACUGGCAGGAGUCAACGAAGUAGAUAGUGCUGCCAGUUCACCUGGAGUACAAAGGAAAGUGCCUGAAGAACAGUUGACUUUUGAGAGUAUGAAGAAGGUUCUGACUGAGCCACCAGAGGUUCGCAAGGAAGCUGAAGCAGAAAGAAGAAAAAAUCUGAGUCAUACAUUCAGAACAGCAACUUUCUCUGAGUUGAUACGAAGGACUCAACCAAAGCAUGAUUUACUUCAGAAUAAACUAAAUGAAAUAUUCAAAUCGUUGAGUACUAAUGAAACAAGAAGUCCUUCAGAGGAGGAAAAGAAACCUACGGUUCCUACCUAUGAACAGAAUUUUCCAGAGUUAUUCUACUAUUGAAUUUGAUGUGAUUUUACUCUGAAUUUGGUAUUGGUAGCGUCCUUAUUACCAAUUGACAAUAAUUUAAUUUUUUAGAUUCUUCAUUUAGAGUUGUGAUGAUGAGAUUCCAUAAAUUACAUUGUUACAAGAGUAUAUUUGUUACUAUUUUUAGUUAUAGUAUUUUUAUGAUUUCCAUUUACAUUAGAUUGCAAACAGAAGUCUUCUGUAAUACUCUUCCAUGUUUGAAAAGUUUUAAUUGAAAGAUCAUAAUUGAGAUGCAGCACAAUUUUUCGGAUAUUGUUGACGAUAUAUUAUGUAUCUUGAAAUUUUUCGCGCUUUCGUAUGGUUUGGUUGUUUUGUGACAUAAAUUCUGUUUGGAGCAAUACAAUUUUUGCAAAUUAUGAUUAAUCAAAUAUUUUCAAGGAUGCUUGACUUUUACCAAAUUAUUUAUCUACUACUGAUACUAUUUGAAAAUAUAUUAUGAGCAAUUUCCAAUUUCGAAUAUCUAUUGGAAGUUUGUUUUUUAUAACCUGUUGGGUUGUAUUUUUCUAGGCUGUAUGUUUUAAAGUGAAAUAUUUUAAUAUUCUGUUGUGUUUGUACAAAUUUACAAAAUACUUCUAUUUCAAGUUGAGAAAUAUAUUAUGAAAACUU